AUGAGCUUAAUCAAAAUCUCCAUAAUUUUGAGCUUCUUGUUUAUCUCUGUCUUUUCUCAAACACCAUCUCAACAACCAGAAGAUUUAGGAGCUGUCAUCCAACCUUAUCAAACAGCGAAUGUUCCUCCAAAUAAUGGUACUUGGAGGAUAUGUGGUAAAACAAAAACAAAAUCUGUUAGUUACAGUGUUAGAGUGGUUCCUGAUUCAACCUUAAUCACGCCUGGAUUUGGAAUUGAAUCUAAAGGAAUUCCAGUUGGCAAAACACCAAUAACACCAUUAACAGGAAGUGGAAUUUUGACAUUUGUGGCAUCAUCGGAUUCUGCAAUAGAUAUAUCCAACCAUUCCACUUUUUAUCGAUAUAUACCUUCAUUAUCAUGUGAAACAGCCACAAUUAAAUGCGACCAAGAUACCGGAAAAGUUUUGAUUGAGUCUUUCGAUAUAUAUUGUUUGGUUGUAAAAAAUAUUUUUACCAACCCGCAAAAAAUCAACGUUGCAUUUUCAGAUUCAGACACGGUAUUUAAAAAUGGUGGAUUUACCAGUCCAAAUAAAAGUGGCGGCAAUACAAAAGAAUUUGUUCCAGAUAAAAGUGGCGCUAAUAAUUCAGGUAGUAAUGCUGCAGGAAAAAAUACUUAUUAUAGUGGAUUAAUCGGUGAUCAUGAUUUAUAG
Molecule: messenger RNA, 666 nt
Organism: Funneliformis geosporum
Lineage: Eukaryota; Fungi; Glomeromycota; Glomeromycetes; Glomerales; Glomeraceae
Source: the annotation of a GenBank genome assembly